AUGGAAGAAGGGAUGGAAGAAGAGAUGGAGGAAGAGAUGGAAGAAGAAAUGGAAGAAGAGAUGGAAGAAGAGAUGGAAGAAGAGAUGGAAAAAGAGAUGGAAGAAGAGAUGCUUGUGACGGAAUGCUUACAUGCUAUUGGUUUAAUUACUCAUUAUUAAUUGAAUUAUUAAUGAAUUUGAGAAAUUAAAUUACGACAUGGAGCAGGAAUCAGAGUAAGAUGAGAUGGAAGAAGGGAUGGAAGAAGAGAUGGAGGAAGAGAUGGAAGAAGAAAUGGAAGAAGAGAUGGAAGAAGAGAUGGAAGAAGAGAUGGAAGAAGAGAUGGAAGAAGAGAUGGAAGAAGAGAUGGAAGAAGAGAUGGAAGAAGAGAUGGAAGAAGAGAUGGAAGAAGACAUGGAAGAAGAGAUGGAAGAAGUGUUAAACCUUGCUACACUUCCCUCAAGAUUGCCGGGUGUCAGCCUGUCUGAAAGAAGAAUAACCCGUUUCCUUCUCAGCUAA
Paramuricea clavata is the source of this 496-nucleotide messenger RNA. NCBI's taxonomy places the organism in Eukaryota, Metazoa, Cnidaria, Anthozoa, Malacalcyonacea, Plexauridae. The record is from the annotation of a GenBank genome assembly.